GCCACCGCCCAUCAGCUGAGAUCGGCUGCGGAGGGCUGUGGGCCCCCGGGGUGACAGCGGCCGGAGGAGGCGCAGGAGGAAGCCAGAGAGGUUACGGUGACUCCUAGAAAACCAGCUAGCCUACUUGCAUCUGAUGAAAUCAGCCAGUCAGCCAGCCAGCCAUGUCUUACACUCCUGGGAUUGGUGGGGACCCUGCCCAGCUGGCUCAGCGCAUCUCCUCUAACAUCCAGAAGAUCACACAAUGCUCGGUGGAAAUACAGAGAGCUCUGAGUCAACUGGGAACACCUCAAGAUUCACCGGAAUUGAGGCAACAGCUGCAGCAGAAGCAACAGUAUACUAACCAACUUGCGAAAGAAACAGAUAAGUACAUUAAAGAGUUUGGAUCUCUGCCCACCACGCCCAGUGAACAGCGUCAAAGAAAGAUACAGAAAGACCGAUUAGUGGCGGAGUUCACCACAUCGCUGACAAACUUUCAGAAGGCCCAGAGGCAGGCUGCCGAGAGAGAGAAGGAGUUCGUUGCUCGAGUGCGAGCGAGUUCCAGAGUGUCGGGUGGUUUUCCUGAAGACGGCUCAAAAGAAAAGAAUCUUGUAUCCUGGGAAAGCCAAACACAGCCCCAAGUGCAAGUUCAAGAUGAGGAAAUCACAGAGGACGACCUCCGCCUUAUUCAGGAGCGAGAGUCUUCAAUCAGGCAGCUGGAAGCUGAUAUUAUGGACAUUAAUGAAAUAUUUAAAGACUUGGGGAUGAUGAUUCACGAGCAAGGAGAUGUGAUUGACAGCAUAGAAGCCAACGUAGAGAGCGCGGAGGUUCAUGUGCAGCAGGCAAACCAGCAGCUGUCAAGAGCGGCAGAUUACCAGCGCAAAUCCAGAAAAACCCUUUGCAUCAUCAUUUUUAUCCUCGUUGUGGGAAUUGUGGUUAUCUGUCUCAUCGUAUGGGGGCUGAAAGGCUGAGCCGGGAAGGACUGGACCUUCUGCAUGACGUUGUCUAAGUCUCGUAGGCAGAUCCUCGUCAUCAGUGUCAAUUAUUAUUUUAAGGCUGUCGUGUAAAGGAUGGUUCCACAGUUUGUCAUUUUUACUGGUGGGGGUGGGGUGAGGGAGGUUCCUUUGGAUUCAACCUGAUAUUUUCUAAUACUGGAGCUUUUUCUAAAUACCCUUGCUGGUAUAACUUCCAUGCUUUUCAGUUCAAUGACUGUUGGAUUUUGCUCACAUUGUAUAUGCCUUUCAUUUAUAAUUUAUUUAUAUUGUUUGACUGAGUUUGGGGAAUUAUUUGAUUGGCGUCUGUGCUCUGUCUCUGCACCUCAGUCACUGUGUAACAUGUAUAACAUGAUUGUGCUAUCUUAUUUAAAAAAAGUUUAAAUUUGAUUUGUCCAGCAAAUAUUCUCAAUAUCAACGUCUUAACAUAACUGUUUGUGGGACAUUUUAUAGCCAGUAGUUCACAGCAGUGCAGAUCAUUACUGAUCUUUCGUUAUUGGAUUGCAAUGACUAAAUCAGUGAGUCAUUUCCCGAUGUGUAUCUAUGCAUUUUCUGUAGAUAGUAAAGAUAGUCUGUAUUUACACACGGUCUAUUUAAUUCGCUGUGUGCUAAGGAGAGUAUCGUUAUUGUAAUGGUCCAUGUAAGUUGGAGGAAGUCUCUGAAAAACCCACACGGAUAUCUAUUCUGUUAGAUGCUAAAGAUUCCAAUUUCUUACUGCGCUGAACAGUUUUCACCAUACUGUCUGGUUUUGUGGGCCAUUAUUUACUUUCCCAGUUUUUUCUACAGAACAUUGAUUAGACAUGUAUCUUUGGAUCUUCUCUUCACAAAGUAAUGUUCCCACAGUUACAGAUUUGGGAUUUAAUUUUUAUACUUAAUUUUUGACACCUAAAUUUCAGAGUUUAUUUAGCAUGCCAUUUUUUUUUAACCAUCCUUUCUUAGAAUAGGCUAUCUGCCAGUGAACUUACUUACCUGUUGUUUUUUUUUUAAAUCAAUGAAUUAAUGUUUCAAUGCACUAACCUGAAUGCUGUAAAUGGGUCAUCUUAGUUUAUUGUUUGUUUUAUAAUGUACUCACAUAGCAGUUUGCUAGUGAAGGCAUUGUUUAAUGUGGCAGGUUCUGAAUCUUUUAACUGGGACAAGUGAAAUAUUAAGUGAAUCAUUGUAUCUUUGCAACCAGAAUAAAGAUGAUUUCAGCGA
This is a messenger RNA of Psammomys obesus (fat sand rat), 2162 nucleotides long. It is a transcript of the gene Stx7, whose product is annotated as syntaxin 7. Lineage: Eukaryota; Metazoa; Chordata; Mammalia; Rodentia; Muridae. The record is from RefSeq and is a predicted model, not a curated record. The transcript has 10 exons. Gene Ontology annotation, cellular component: SNARE complex; synaptic vesicle; membrane. Bases 162 to 947 code for a protein of 261 amino acids. Gene Ontology annotation, biological process: vesicle fusion; intracellular protein transport; vesicle-mediated transport. Gene Ontology annotation, molecular function: SNARE binding; SNAP receptor activity.